CAUGCCCGGAUUUCUGCAGAGCCGUCUCGAUCCCAUAGUCAUUCGUGCACUUUCCCAAAUUUCAGAACAUGGCUUCGAACGACAACUGGAUCUCGAGAAAGGUACAAGGUUGGGUAGCUGGAGCAGGAAACGCGGCUGGCGGCGCUGUGAAUGCAGUCGGCAACGGCGUAUCAGGCACAGGAAGAGGCAUCGGCAACAGCGUUACAGGAACUACAAGAGGAUGGGCGGAUAGUGUCCGAAGUUACGGCAAUGCUAUAAAAGACGCCACAGGCGCGAGUGGUCCCCGGGCAGCGACUGGUUCCAAUCCACUUGGCUUGUCGGGAACGAAAGGGAUUUGGUCUCCAUCCGCGCCAGUUAGGACCACGCCUCAACGAACAGUUGGAAGAGGAACCGCAAAAGAUCCCUUGGGCUUGAACUCAAGAUAGGGCGCAUUAGCAUUGGAAGAGAUGUAUGUGAGGCAACCGAUGGUGUUGCUGUGGGAACGACUCCUGAGCUUCGAUGCUCAUCAGAGAGAACUAAUGCCUCAAUUUGGAGUCCUUAUCCGGCAGCAGACUGUUAGUCGCUCAGGCUCUAAGUGAGAAGAGUAUGGUUGAAUGAUUUCGCACGCUAGCCCAUGCAAUCCAUCUUUCAGUCAUAGUUUUGUAAGCACAACCAAUACAAGACGUAACGAGGUUAUGAAAGAAUCACACGCAUGCAUGUUAUGCUGUCUGCAGAUUUGUGAAAUGAG
Molecule: messenger RNA, 727 nt
Organism: Verruconis gallopava
Lineage: Eukaryota; Fungi; Ascomycota; Dothideomycetes; Venturiales; Sympoventuriaceae
Exons: 2
Coding region: 69-425 (118 amino acids)
Source: RefSeq, a predicted model, not a curated record